Molecule: messenger RNA, 743 nt
Organism: Aphidius gifuensis
Lineage: Eukaryota; Metazoa; Arthropoda; Insecta; Hymenoptera; Braconidae
Product: 40S ribosomal protein S9-like
Exons: 4
Coding region: 95-679 (194 amino acids)
Biological process (GO): translation; positive regulation of translational fidelity
Cellular component (GO): cytosolic small ribosomal subunit
Molecular function (GO): rRNA binding; structural constituent of ribosome
Source: RefSeq, a predicted model, not a curated record
AUUUUUUGUUGAUGUUUGUUGCUCCAAAAAUCGUCCAUUUUCUUUUUGUAUCGAGAUCGUUGCACUUGUCAUCAAGGCGUAACGAUCAUUCAUCAUGGUAAACCAUAGAAUCCCCCAAGUCUUCUCCAAGACCUCUGUUACACCACGUAGACCAUACGAGAAGGCUCGUCUUGACCAAGAAUUAAAGGUCAUUGGUGAAUAUGGUCUUCGUAACAAACGUGAAGUAUGGAGAGUCAAAUACACUCUUGCUAAAAUUCGUAAAGCUGCCAGAGAACUUCUUACUCUUGAUGAGAAAGAACCAAAACGUCUUUUUGAAGGUAAUGCACUCUUACGUCGUUUGGUAAGAAUUGGAGUAUUGGAUGAAGGAAGAAUGAAGCUCGAUUACGUUUUGGGUUUGAAAAUUGAAGAUUUCUUGGAACGUCGUCUUCAAACUCAAGUAUUCAAACUUGGAUUAGCUAAAUCAAUUCAUCAUGCACGUGUUCUUAUUCGUCAAAGACACAUUCGUGUUCGUAAACAAGUUGUUAAUAUUCCAUCAUUUGUUGUACGUUUGGACUCACAAAAACACAUUGAUUUCUCAUUGAAAUCACCAUUCGGUGGUGGUCGUCCAGGUCGUGUAAAGAGGAAGAACAUGAAAAAGGGAACAAGUGGAGCAGCUGCUGAAGAAGAAGAAGAAGAUUAGAUUAUAAAUAUUAUCAUAUCUUCUUUUGCAUGACUAAAUAAAAAUAAAAGAAACAACAAAUAUA